This is a messenger RNA of Aureobasidium uvarum, 1545 nucleotides long. The record is from the annotation of a GenBank genome assembly. NCBI's taxonomy places the organism in Eukaryota, Fungi, Ascomycota, Dothideomycetes, Dothideales, Saccotheciaceae.
AUGGACGGAUUCUCUUUCCCACCACCUCCUCCGCCUCCACCAAAAGCAGCAUCAUCAUCAUCCUCACAACCAGAAACUCCCAACCAAUUCAGCAACCGAGGAGGUAGAGGCGGCCGAGGAGGACGUGGGAAUCAUGGUUCAUCCAGAGGUCGAGGAGGCGCACCCCAGCGAGGUGGAGGAAACUUCCAACAUCAAAACACCAAUUCUACUGGAUAUGGACAAAAUACUGGCAACCCGGGUUAUGGCAAUCAACAGCAACAAUACCGAAAUCCCUCGCAAUAUCAGAGCAAUCAAUAUUACCAGGCGCUGCAACAGUAUCAACCUCCUCAGCAAUAUCAAGCGCCACCUGGAUCCUAUAUAAACCCUGCAUUUGGUGGCAUGCAAGCUCAGGCCUAUUCUCAUCCUCAGAUGCCACAAUACGGACAGCAAACUGUAUAUGAACAUAGUAACCAACCAUCCUAUGGGACCCCUAAUCAUGCCAGUUCACCACCUGGUGGGAAACGUACACGAGAUCAGGCUUUCGGCAGCUCAAACAGAGGACAUCCCAUGAAGAAGCCUUCAAGCGCACCAAAGGCUCAAGUUGCGCCCGCGGUCCCUAGCUUCGGUGCCCCGAUUCUCCCACAGAAACCUCAAGCACCGCUCUCAUCGGGAGGAGGUCUAAAACAACGGCCCUCAACUGGACUAGGCCUUAUCCCGCAAACCUACGGAACACCAGAAAACUCAGAUCACGAAGAGGACGAAGACGAAGAAGAAGUCGACGAAGAAGCCGCUUUGAGUGCCUUGCAAGACGGACCUCAGAGUUUCGAAUUCAAUGGAGAAUUAUCUACAUUGGGUUCUGCAGCAGAUAUCGACGAAUGGAUUGAAGAGCGCAAGAAGCGCUGGCCCAGUAAACGCAGAGUAGAGGAGAAAGAGAUAGAAGUUCAAUCUCGUAUGGAGGAGCGCAGGCGUAUUGAGCAAGAGACUCGAGCAGCUAUUGCUAGUGCUUCGGGAGGCGAGUAUCAACCUGUGGAAAGAAGGGAUGAUCGCCAGCAGAGACAGAUGAGGAAACCUGCAACUGAGAGACAAGCAAGACAGAACGAAGGUUCGACCGUUGAAGGUACACAUAAGGAACUCGAACUUCAAGUGCAGAAGGUGGACGAGCUGCAGACACUUUUGGCCGAGAAGGGACAAGAUCAGGGACAAACUGCCACUGAAAGAGCUGAGCAAGCUAUUGAUGAAACAGAACAAGCCGAGCAAGCAGCAGCAGCAACAGAAGACAUGAACGCUGACCAAGCCUUGAAAACACCAGGUCAAGACAUUGCCGCAGACGACCAACAUCUCUCAGACUCAGACAGCGAUGCACCCCCGAAGAAACCUCUUCGAAACUCUCACAUCCAAUUCGCAUACAAGCACGAUGCGUCUUCUGGGCAGGAAAAGGGAAAGAGGAAGACAUUGUACCAGAGGCUUGUUGAGCAGGAGAUGGAUGAGGAGAAUAAGCUUGCAUUGCAGGCCAUCAAGUAUCUUGGUGGUGUUGGCUUCUUUUCCAAGCACGCGGCUUCUACAUGA